Acanthisitta chloris (rifleman) is the source of this 2070-nucleotide messenger RNA. Its product is annotated as protein sidekick-2-like. The transcript has 17 exons. The record is from RefSeq and is a predicted model, not a curated record. The annotation marks the transcript as partial. Lineage: Eukaryota; Metazoa; Chordata; Aves; Passeriformes; Acanthisittidae. Gene Ontology annotation, molecular function: protein binding.
AGCCGCGAGCUGCCCGACGGGGAGUGGGCUCUGCACUCUGCCUCUGUCAGCCACAAUGCCACCACCUUCGUCGUGGACAGGCUGAAGCCCUUCACCUCCUACAAGUUCCGUGUGAAGGCAACAAAUGACAUUGGGGACAGUGAGUACAGUGAGGAGUCGGAGUCGCUCACCACCCUGCAGGCAGCCCCUGAGGAAGCUCCCACCAUCCUCUCCAUCACUCCACACACCACCACAUCAGUGCUCAUCCGCUGGCAGCCCCCAGCUGAGGACAAGAUCAAUGGGAUCCUGCUGGGUUUCCGUCUCCGGUACCGGGAGUUGGUGUAUGACAGCCUACGUGGCUUCACCCUGCGUGGCAUCGGCAACCCUGGGGCCACGUGGGCUGAGCUCACCCCUGUCUACGCCGUGCACAACCUCAGCGAGGUGUCCCUCACCCAGUACGAGCUGGAAAACCUGAGCAAGCACCGGCGCUAUGAGAUCCGCAUGAGUGUGUACAAUGCUGUGGGUGAGGGUCCCCCCAGCCCUCCCCAGGAGGUGUUCGUGGGGGAAGCAGUACCCACCGGAGCACCCCAGAAUGUGGCAGUGCAGGCUGCCACGGCCACCCAGCUGGAUGUCACCUGGGAACCACCACCUGUCGAGACCCAGAACGGGGACAUACAGGGCUACAAGAUCCACUACUGGAAGGUACAGGGCCAGAAUGGGAGUGCACGAGUGAAGACUCUUUUUCUGCCCGAGAACGGGGUGAAGCUGAAGAACCUGACUGGGUACACCUCGUACUGGGUCAGCGUUGCUGCCUUCAAUGCUGCAGGGGAUGGACCCCGAAGCAUCCCUGUCAAGGCACGGACACAGCAGGCAGCCCCCAGUGCCCCUGGCUCCAUCCGGUUCAGCGAGCUGACCACCACAUCAGUGAACGUGUCCUGGGAGCCACCACCACUGCCCAAUGGUGUCCUCGAGGGCUACAGGCUGGUCUAUGAGCCCUGCACGCCCGUGGAUGGCGUCAGCAAGAUCGUGACGGUGGAUGUGAAGGGGAACAGCCCCCUGUGGAUGAAGGUGAAGGACCUGGCUGAGGGUGUCACCUACCGGUUCCGACUCCGGGCCAAAACCUUUGCCUAUGGGCCAGAUGUUGAGGCAAACAUCACCACGGGGCCUGGGGAAGGUGCCCCUGGCCCUCCUGGAGAGCCCUUCAUCUCCCGCUAUGGCUCAGCUAUCACCAUCCACUGGUCGAGUGGGGACCCUGGCCAAGGGCCCAUCACCAGAUAUGUCAUCGAGGCUCGUCCCUCAGAUGAGGGGCUCUGGGACAUCCUUAUCAAAGACAUCCCCAAGGAGGUGACCUCCUACACCUUCAGCAUGGACAUCCUCAAGCAGGGGGUCAGCUAUGACUUCCGUGUUAUCGCUGUGAACGACUAUGGCUAUGGGACCCCCAGCACACCUUCCCCCUCUGUGUCAGCCCAGAAAACCAACCCAUUCUAUGAGGAGUGGUGGUUCCUAGUGGUCAUUGCCCUGGUGGGGCUCAUCUUCAUCCUCCUCCUCGUCUUUGUGCUCAUCAUCCGUGGGCAGAGCAAGAAGUACUCCAAGAACUCCAAGGCAACUGCCCUGAGCCAUGGUGAGAUGGUGAGCCUGGAUGAGGGCAGCUUCCCUGCCCUGGAGCUCAACAACCGUCGCCUCUCCGUCAAGAACUCCUUCUGCAGGAAGAAUGGCAUCUAUACCCGGUCCCCACCACGGCCCAGCCCUGGCAGCCUCCACUACUCGGAUGAGGAUGUGACCAAGUACAACGACCUGAUCCCUGCUGAGAGCAGCAGCCUGACAGAGAAGCCCUCCGAGGUCUCCGACUCCCAGGGCAGUGACAGUGAGUACGAGGUGGACCCAGGCCACCAGAAAGCUCACUCCUUCGUCAACCACUACAUCAGUGACCCAACCUACUACAACUCGUGGCGGCGGCCGCAGAAAGGCAUCUCCCGGCCGGAGCCAGGCCAGCCCGUAGGAGCCUUCCCGGCGGCUCCCACCAGCCGAGUGAUGCUAAUCCCUCCUGACUGCGCUGUCUCAGCCAUCUCCCCCGUGACAGGACAGCGUCAG